Ascoidea rubescens DSM 1968 is the source of this 4152-nucleotide messenger RNA. RefSeq lists its product as uncharacterized. Lineage: Eukaryota; Fungi; Ascomycota; Saccharomycetes; Ascoideales; Ascoideaceae. The record is from RefSeq and is a predicted model, not a curated record. Bases 240 to 3884 code for a protein of 1214 amino acids. The transcript has a single exon.
UUUUUUUUUGCUGCUCCAGCCUUGCUCUCUAUAAAUACUGCUCUUUUUGCUGCCUUUUCUGCUUUGUUUCCUCUGCUGCCUUUUGCCUCCAAUUCCUCUGCUCUUUCCCAUUCCUUCUUUUGUUCUCGUCGCCCAUCGCCCUUCUUCUCGAGACUCCCCAUCUCUGCGACUCCACCAACCCCCUCUGCUCAAUUCCUCUGUCUCGACUCUUUGUCAGCCCUAGCUUGCCCUUCCUUCUCAUGAUUAUCAAGUGCUCUGAUUUUGUCAAGUACCAAGUCGACGAGUGGAAGUUUUACAAUCUAGACCAUGUUCAGAUCAAGAAAGACAUCAAUUCUUUAAUUUCCGGUCUCAAAAGCUUGAAAAACCUAUACAUCAAAAACGCCAAUUCUAUCCUAUCCAGUCCCAAUCUACCCUCCAAUUCACACUCAAAGGCAAAGUCAAAGACACACUCCAAUUUCGAUCCUGAUUUAUCCUUCAAUUUGGUCGAUGAGUCCUUAAUUGAACCUCUAGAUUUAAACUUUUCCUUAUCGAAAUCCUCCUCGUCUUCAACCUCUUCUUCCAACUCCUCCUUCUCGUUUUCCGAUAACAACAACCGAAAAAACACAAACACUCCAAUCCCAAAUAACGAUCCUGAUUACGAUGACUAUUACCAAGAGUCCAUAGAAACUCAAUUGACAGAUUUAUACGAUUCUUAUAAAUCGAGCAAAAACAAAUUGAUAAUCUCUUUUUUAUCCAAAAAUCUAUUGAAAAACUUGGUCAAUGUUAACCUUUUCAUCAAUUUAAAGACUUAUGAAUUCUUAAACCUCUUAUCAUUAAAUAAUAAUGACCAUAAUACUGACCAUGACUAUAACAAUGACAAUGACAAUGAAAAUAACAACAACAACAGCAACAAUAAUAAUAAUAAUAAUAAUAAUAAUAAUAGACGUGCUCGCAAAAACGAUAGAACAAAUAUAAUAUCAAAUUUAUUCAAAAUUAAUCAACAACUAAUCAACCUAAAUAAUCCCAACAAUUCAAAUAACAGUAACAAUAAUAAUAAUAAAAAACUUGGUAAAGAUUCUUUAAAUAAAAUUAUUAUCAACAACAACUCUGCAUCUGAUGACUUCCAUUCUAUUAUUCAAAAUUAUUACUUGAAUUUACAAAAUUUUAUCCUAUUCCAAAGAAAUUUAUUAAACUAUUUAAUUUAUUAUCUCAAUAGAAGAAUAAUCAAAGAAUCCUUCUCCACAACCAUCAAAUCUUCAAAAAAUAACUCAUCUGUCAACAACAUCUAUAUAAAUCUCUUGAAAGAUAAAAAAAAUUACUCCUCCACUUUAUUACACUUAAACUCUUCUAACUCAAACAAAAACUCUCUAUUAUUAUCCUUUUACGAAAGAUUUAAUUUAUUCAACUUCAUCUAUAAAUCCUUUUUAAACAUUGAUUUCAACUCAUCCCUAAUUAAUCAAAUUUUCUCAAACUCCAUCUAUAAAUCUGAAUUUGAUUUAUUUAAUGAUUUUAUCAACAAUUUUAAUACCAACUCCACCUCUUUUUUAAUCCCCAUAAACUUUAGCCUCAAUUAUAACUACAAAUAUCCUUACAACAAUAAUUUCAACCUGGAUCUUAAUUCAAAUAAUAAUUCAAAUGAUAAUCCUGAUCAUAAACCAGAUAACAACCUGGAAAAUUAUCUAAUUUACCACGACUUUUUAAAAGAAAAUCAUUCUCAUUCCCUAUUUCUCAACUUAUUCAAAAACUCUUCAAAUUUCGAUGAAAAUUUAAUUGGUAAAAAUUCCCUUCUUUUUUCUUUAAAUUUAAAUAAAUAUUUCAAUAUAUUAUCUUACAUCACUCAUCUCAUCCAAAAAAACAACCAAAUUAUCAACAACUUUAACAUUUAUUUAAAAAAUUCAAACAGCAAUCUUUACAACUAUAACUAUAAUUAUAAUUUUCAAUACAACUAUAACUUUUCCUCUUCCUACACAUCAUCAAAUUUAGAUAACAACAACAACAACAACAAUAACAAUAACAAUAAAAUAACCCCCUUAAUCAAAAUUGACAAUAAAAUAGAUUAUUCCUACCCAAAUUUGUUAAAUUGUAUUACUCCAGGUUUAAACUUAAGUUUAUCAAUUGAUAAAUUAAACUCAGUUCAAAAUUUUGACUUGUAUUCUACAAUCAGCUCAAAUAAAAAAAAUAACUUGACUUUUUUGGUUCACAAUGAUUAUAUCCUACAUUUAAGAUUUUUAUUAGAUGAUCUAUUUAACGAAAUUAAAUCUUAUCCCUCAAAUCUUGAUGAAUUUUCAAUGAAAAAUUUUAAUAUUUUUUUAAAUAGUUUAUACUCAAAUCAAUCCACACUGACUGAUGGCAAUAACACUACCAAUAAUAAUCCUAGAAUUGGAAUUGGGGAAAUUGAUGAUGAUUUUCUCACUAUAAAAAGUUAUUUUAAUAUAAAUCAAUCCAAUCAUGAUUUGUUUAAAAUAUUUUCUUACCACAACUUUAGUGAAUCUAUUCUAAUCUCUUUUAUUGGUGGUUUGAAAAUAUAUGGUUAUCUUUAUUUAUCCAACAGCAAUAUAUCUACUUUGAUCUCUUUAAUAAUGUCCUCAAAUAAAUCCCAAUUUAUUGACUUCUUACACAAUUUAUCCUUAAAUGACAUUGAAUCCAAGACUCUUGAAAAGAUUUUUGAAAUAUAUGAAGUUAAUGCAUUUAAUUACAAGAUUGAAUUGGGCUUUAAUCGAAAAAGAUACAUCUCUAAAUCUUUAAUUUAUAACGAUAAUUCUAAAAAAUCAAAAUUCUCAAAAUUUUGGAUAAGUUUAGAUACAAAUAUUAAAUUAUUAGAUUUAAACGAUUUAAAUACAAUGAAAUCAAAUAUUCUUGAUUACUAUUCUAUUAAUAGAUACUACCCUUAUUCUCUUUUAGAAAUUAAAUUGGAUUCUAAUUUGCCAUUACCUCAAGAGCUCGACCAAUUAAUUAAUUCUGAUUAUCUUCAUAAAAUUGAUAGUGAUUUCAAUCUCAUAAAUUACUAUGUUUCAAUGAUAAAAUUUUCAAAUGAUAAACAACCUCUUGAAAGAAAACAAAUUGAUUUAAGAUCCAUAACUGUUAAUAAAUUGUAUGAGAAUAAAUUGAAAAAACAGUAUGAAGAGAGAAAAUUGCAUCAAGCUCAAGAAAAGCAACAAAAGCAAUACUUGGAUGAUAAAAAAUUAUCUCGUCAAGAAGAUACAACCCCAGGAUAUUGGAAUGAGUAUGACGAAGGUUUUGAAGAUGAUAAUUUAUAUUACAUGCUCAAUGACAGCGACCAGUCAUCUUUGUUUUUAACUGAAUCUAGAGUUGAUUUUAUCCUACAGUUAUCUAAUAGCUUGAACAAAAAAAUGAAUCAAUGCUUUGAUUUCAUUACUGACCUUUUCAGCUAUAAAACCAAAUCACUCCCAGAAAAUAGCAGUUUGUUAACAAGAAACGAUUUUCAUAAUUAUGAUGCGUUCAGCUCUAACUAUCAUAACUAUCGCCAACAACCUGCUCCAAGUUUAGCUGCUACAAAUUAUUCUUCAACAGAGAAUAUUGGUGAGAAUGAUCUUGCACGUUUUGAGGCAAACGAUCAAUUGGUUAGACAAUCCAAUUAUGAUCGGGUUGUUACCUUUCUUUAUUCCACAACCUUAGCAUUGUCUUGUUUGACUACCGGUAUUUCUAUUGGAAUCAUAUUUACAGUUGUGUUCAAUAGGGAAUACGACCAUGAUGAUUCCAAUUCCCCAUUCAUUUUAGCAAUUAUUUUUGUUGGGUUACUUUUUUCUUUAUUUUUAUCAAUCAUUUCUGUUUCUUUAUUGUUGGUUAGGAAAGUUCCUGCGCCCUAUUGGCAUCAAGUUGUUAUCUGGUGUGUUUUUUUAGUUAUAACCUCAAUCAUUAUAAUCAGUGUGACUAGCUCCAUUUGAUUUGGAAAAAAAUUUUCUUCUUUCAAUUCGUUUUUUUUUUAAGCUAUAUAUUAUAUUAUUUUUUUUAAGUCGGUUUUUUUUCUUGUCAUUCUUUUCAAGAAAAUUUUAUAUAGAUAACAAUAAAUAGAUGUUCUUUAUAUUUCCAAUUUGUUCCACCUUGGUUUUUUAAUUAAAAAUAAAUUAUUUUAAAUUAUUUAUUUAUUGAAAAUUAAAGGUAUAAAAAACAAUAAAUUAAAACAAGGAUUUGAAACGAAAACUAUCAACUCAU